AUGGCUUCAGGAACUGAGGUGCCGGAGAAUUCUGUUUUCGAGAGGUUCGACCGAAACAGAGACAUAACUCUGUUUCUUCCCUUUCUCUUUGGCCUCUCUGAGGCCGCCCCAGGAAGAGAUGGCGACGACCCACGUCACGAAAACGGGAACACUGAAGGCCCCCAGCGUCAAAGAAUCAUCUUGGUGAACCCCUUCACUCAGGGCAUGGUUGUCAUCGACGCCGACUCGCGCCUCGAAGCUCUGUUUCGCGAACUUGGCAGCGGAAAAGGUGGUCGGCCUCCGGCUUCCAAAGAAUCCAUUGAGGCCAUGCCAAGUGUGGAAGUUGGAGAGGGUGAGGAUUUGGAGUGCGUGGUUUGUUUGGAGGAGUUUGAGGUUGGUGUGGUGGCGAAGGAGAUGCCGUGUAAGCACAAGUUUCAUGGUGAUUGUAUUGAGAAGUGGUUGGGGCUUCAUGGGUCUUGCCCUGUGUGUAGGUAUGAGAUGCCCGUGGAGAAGAAUUGCGUGAUGAAGAGCGAGGAAGAAGGGGGAGAGAGGAGAAGGGAUGGUGGUGAUGAAGUUUGGGUUAGUUUUUCUUACAAUAGGAUUAGGAGAGGCCAGGAUCAUGAUCAAGCUGCUUCUUCAAAUGAUGAUUCUCGAUCAAGUCCUGAAGAUGAUGCUGCAGAGAGUUAGAGAAUGGUUUUGAUUUUGGGUGUAGAGUGUUGUCGGUUUUGAAAUUGGGGAAGGAUUGAUAAAUAUAUGUACAGACAAAAUUGCACGAAAUUGUUAAUUAUAUGAUAUAUUUUCUUGCAAUGAAUAAAUGAUGAUUUUUUUACA
This is a messenger RNA of Vigna angularis (adzuki bean), 810 nucleotides long. Its product is annotated as E3 ubiquitin-protein ligase MPSR1. The transcript has a single exon. Gene Ontology annotation, cellular component: cytoplasm. Gene Ontology annotation, molecular function: ubiquitin protein ligase activity. Bases 1 to 666 code for a protein of 221 amino acids. The record is from RefSeq and is a predicted model, not a curated record. Gene Ontology annotation, biological process: protein ubiquitination. Lineage: Eukaryota; Viridiplantae; Streptophyta; Magnoliopsida; Fabales; Fabaceae.